This is a messenger RNA of Schistosoma spindalis, 1712 nucleotides long. The record is from the annotation of a GenBank genome assembly. NCBI's taxonomy places the organism in Eukaryota, Metazoa, Platyhelminthes, Trematoda, Strigeidida, Schistosomatidae.
UUGUGCACUUACCCGCCCAUCAUGAAUUGUGUCUCAAAGUAGUUGAACUUGUUCAUCGAACUGAGUUCUCGUCAGAUUUCUUUGAAUCCGUUUCGACUACGAACUAUCAGCAUCUGUUUUAAAAGGUUUGAAUUCGUUCUUUGGAAAUGCGGCGUGAGUCGGAUCAUAAGGAUUCAAAAUACAUCCAUGGAGAAGUAUUCAGUAAAUUUAAAAAUGUUCUGGAUGCUUCUGAUGAUGAAUUCAAAGUAAUCCACAGAAACUCUCACGAGGAUAUUGACUUAAUGGAAAAGAAAGUUAGAAAUGGAUUUUCUACUGAUGAAACUCGCCUCUCAACUCUGUUGGAUAGAUUCCACGCCAGACUGGGUUCUAAACCUAAUAAUGAUAUCCGUCACAAAAUAAACCAAUUAGCACUGAGACUUUCAGAGAUCGAUUGCCGUAGUUGUUCUAUCCACAGGAUCAAAAAUCGUGUUCUUGCAUACAAAGAAUACCGAGAUAAUCUAAAAACAUUGAUUACCUCUUUAGAGAAUUCAUACAAUUCAUUAAGGACAAUUAUUAUGGAGGUCGAUGAGAUGGAAAGGAAUUUAAUAAGGUUUUCUAGUGAUUGGCGUCUCUCUCAAGAAAGCGUGCUAUCAGAUAUGCGUUCCAUGCAACAUAUUAAAGAAAAGUAUUUAAAUUUAUCGAAAUCCCUAAGUGAAUCAGAUCGUCAAUUAAGUGACUUAUUGUCAUCCGUUGAAAAAGCACCUGAUCAGCGUCUUCUGAUGUCAUGGAAGAAAGUGUGUUCUGUUUGUCUAUUCAAUUUACCAAUCCUUCUUACUAGGAAAUUGAGGAAAUCAAAGAACGAAAGACAAUAUUAUCUAAUCGUGUGGACCAGUACAUGGGGAUUGAUAUCGAUACGACAAAAGCCGAAAAACAAUUAAGCGAUGCUCUUUCUCAAAUGGCAUCAGUAGACUCACAGUUACAGAAAAUUAUGGGCUUCAACGCAUGGAAUUAGAGCCCAUUCCUCAACAGAAAGCACUUUCACCUCUAAAGCUUAUUAUGCCUUGUGUAUUUCACUGAUCACAUGGGUAAAAGCAUUCAUUGCCAAACGGAACAGCACGACCUCUUAACUUUUUGUCGGCAUAAAUUUAUACUGUUAAUUUACUUAUAAGAAGAUUUUAAUCUCAAACAUUCUUGUAAUUCUACUUUUAUGUACAUACACAUGUCAUAACUUUUGUUCCGGAAAGGCGUAACGACAGGAAUUUAAGUGGUCUCGUGAUUCUUGAUCAUAAUCAAAUUUUUGACAUAGUUAUGAGGAGCUAAUUCUUACGUAGGUUAUAGUUUUGGUUUUUAUGUAUUGUAGUUCCAAUGAAUUUUGAUAAACUCGUAUGUGAAAACACUGAUCUCUUCGAAAUUGGUUGCACUGGAACUGACGAUUCUCUUCUUUGACAUCUAGCUUAUGAACGUAAUACCAUUUUGUAUUUUUCAUUUUGACACUACCUAUUCUUUCUUGUGAGAUUCCAUUAUACUGGUAACGUUUUUGCCUAUCUGUUGGUUACCAUUGUAAAGUAUGAUACUAAAUUAUAGAGCAUAUAUCAAACUUGAGCAGAAUUGCUUUGUUCAGGGUUACCAUCAUUUUGGUUUUCCUCAGCUGAAUGAAUCUUGCGGAUUAUUCCACAAUAAUAUCUAUGUAGUUCUGUCUUGGAUGCCUAAGUUAUUUGAUAGUAUUUAAACAA